Messenger RNA from Cyprinus carpio (common carp), 6123 nucleotides. RefSeq names its product sodium- and chloride-dependent glycine transporter 2. Gene Ontology annotation, cellular component: membrane. The record is from RefSeq and is a predicted model, not a curated record. Gene Ontology annotation, biological process: sodium ion transmembrane transport; synaptic transmission, glycinergic; glycine import across plasma membrane. The transcript is spliced from 16 exons. The coding region runs from base 136 to 2460 and encodes 774 amino acids. Lineage: Eukaryota; Metazoa; Chordata; Actinopteri; Cypriniformes; Cyprinidae. Gene Ontology annotation, molecular function: glycine:sodium symporter activity.
GCCAUGUACUGACGCAAACCCGAUCUUUUCCACGGAGAUAUAGAAAGCUUUGCACUUUGCACAGCCAAACUCAGUCUGCCUGCAGUCUUUCCAGCUGUUUUCUGCUAUUAACCCACAUUUGUUGACUCUGCACAAAUGGAUUUUUCUGAGCACGGGGAAAUGUUGAGACAACCGUCAAACAGUAUUCCGCCCCAGCCGUCUGGGGGAGCGGUUGGAGCUACAACUACAAACAAACCGCAGAACGGGAACCCGGUGCCCCAACCGCCUCCUGUAAACGAACGGAAAACUUUUUGUCCUUCGGAAAAUAAACCGUGCGAAAUGGAAGCCAAUAAAGCAUACGGGACGUUUAAAAACGCCGCACCUGGACCCACGUUUUCUCCCGUUAAUUCUGCCGCUCGCAAGGAUUCCGUCGGUAAAAUGGAUGGUUCGACCGGUAAAGCCACGUCGGACUUCACGUCUAACAACCAAAGUGCUGUAAGGACCGCGGCGGAGCAUAACAACACCAGCGGUGACUGGACCUCCAUGAGCCAGACCACCAUCAUCCUGGGUACAGAUGGCAACACAUCUGUUCUGCCUGGCACGGUGACCGGGGAUGAUGAUGAUGAUGGAGGAGAUGAGAAUAAGGCCCGGGGGAACUGGUCCAACAAACUGGAUUUUAUCCUGUCCAUGGUGGGAUAUGCCGUGGGUUUGGGAAACGUGUGGAGAUUCCCAUAUCUUGCUUUCCAGAAUGGUGGAGGUGCAUUUUUGAUACCUUACCUAAUCAUGUUAGGCCUCGCCGGAGUACCCAUAUUUUUGUUGGAGGUGUCUUUGGGUCAGUUCGCCAGCCAAGGCCCGGUGUCAGUAUGGAAAGCAAUCCCAGCUUUACAAGGUUGCGGGAUUGCCAUGUUGAUAAUAUCUGUCUUGAUAGCCAUAUACUAUAAUAUUAUUAUGUGCUGGACAUUGUACUACCUGUUCGCUUCGUUGAAGGGGACACUGCCAUGGGCCACCUGUAAAAAUGAAUGGAACACCGUCGAAUGCAAAGACAAAGACAUGCUGCUUUUGGACUCCUGUAUACUAAGGGACAGAAACAUCACAUCAAUCAAGAACACUACAUUCUGUUUAUCUGCAAAUGCUGUCGGGAAUUUAAGUAAAUUCUUAAAUGUCACAGCGGACAAUAAAACCUAUGUCAGCCCUAGUGAGGAAUAUUUCAAGUAUAAUGUGUUGCAUAUUUCGAAGGGUAUUGAAUACCCAGGUGACAUCCGCUGGGCCCUGGCUGCUUGUCUUUUUCUGGCCUGGCUUAUUGUUUAUGCCUCUUUGGCUAAAGGGAUCAAGUCCUCAGGGAAGGUGGUGUAUUUCACUGCUACAUUCCCCUAUGUGGUGUUGGUCAUCCUGUUGAUCCGAGGGGUCACUCUACCCGGAGCCGGUUCUGGGAUCCUUUACUUCAUAACACCCAAAUGGGAAAAACUCAAUGAUGCCAAGGUGUGGAAGGAUGCUGCUACACAGAUAUUCUUCUCUCUGUCUGCAGCAUGGGGUGGUCUUAUAACUCUGUCGUCCUACAAUAAGUUCCAUAACAACUGUUACAGGGAUACUCUCAUUGUGACGUGUACUAACAGUGCCACAAGUAUUUUUGCUGGUUUUGUCAUUUUUUCAGUUAUUGGCUUCAUGGCUCAUGAGCUCAAAGUCCCGAUUGAGAGUGUGGCAGAUGAAGGUCCAGGGAUUGCAUUUGUGGUCUACCCAGAGGCUCUGACUAGGUUGCCCUUGUCACCAUUCUGGGCCAUCAUCUUCUUCCUCAUGCUGCUUACACUUGGUCUGGAUACCAUGUUUGCCACCAUAGAAACUAUAGUGACAUCGGUUUCUGACGAGUUCCCCAAGUACCUGCGCAAACACAAGCCUCUGUUCACUUUGGUUUGCUGUUUGUCCUUUUUUGUGCUGGGUUUCCCCAUGAUCACUGAGAGUGGAAUGUACAUGCUUCAGCUGGUGGACACAUUUGCAGCCUCUUACUCUCUGGUCAUCAUUGCCAUAUUUGAACUGAUUGGAAUCUCAUACAUUUAUGGUCUACAGAGGUUCUGUGAGGACAUUGAGAUGAUGAUUGGUUUUCAGCCAAACAAGUUUUGGAGAAUCUGCUGGGCCUUUGUCACACCAACCAUUCUCACAUUUAUUUUGGCACUCAGUCUGUACCAGUGGAAGGUGAUGACAUAUGAGGAUUACACUUAUCCGACCUGGUCUAUGGUUCUCGGCUGGCUUAUGGUCAUCUGUUCUGUCAUAUGGAUUCCCAUCAUGUUUGUUAUUAAGAUGCACCUUGCCCCUGGUUCAUUAAUUGAGCGUUUGAAGUUGGUGUGCUCUCCUCAGCCUGACUGGGGUCCAUUCCUGAUGAAACACCGUGGGGAACGUUACAAGAACAUGAUUGACCCUCUGGGCACCAACUCUCUUGGCCUCAAACUUCCCCCCAAAGAUUUCCAGCUAUCAGCCCAAUAUCAAUAAUCCUCCUCAAUUCCCAGAGGCCUCUGAGGGUGAGACCAGCACUCACGUCAAACUCUUUCUCCUUUCAGCCUCCCCUUUUUUCCAUAAUGUUCUCUUUCAGCCAUAUUCCCCCUCUUCUGGCACUUUUAGAGGGGUCUUUCAGGUGGAAAGCACAGACAACUCCCUAUGAUUUUGUUGUUUUCUGAAUAAUUAUUCAUAGUCAGUCUGAGAGUGGAGGACUUUCGUUCACAUUCUGAUACACCGAUCCCUGAACCUUUUUCUCAGAGGCAAUAUAGUGAUGCAGUUGCAACUGUUGAGGCAAUAUUUGACUGAUUGUUCAUCAUGCAGUGGUUGUUUUUAAUCAUGUUUUCAUUCUGAAUUGAAUGCUGAUGUUAAAAAGAAAAGAAAUUAGAAGAAUAACAUUUAUAUUUCUUGUCUAUUUGCUUGUCAUCUCUUAAAUGUAGCAGACAUAAUGAGAUAAACUGCUGAGUAGUGCACAGUGAACUAAAACGUUUUUCUGGUAUCGUACUAUCGCUCUCCACUUGUGUCCACUCAUAGCCGUAUGUUGUGCCUCAAACUUCCUCUAUUUAUAAAAUACUGCUUAGUAUUGUGCUAAUUAAACCAAUCGUACUACAUUAUGGAGGGAAGUGAGCACAUUUCAGUCUCUGUGAAUUAUAAGCUCUCCUACUCUUUUACUAACCUGUCAGAAAUAUCUCUACAUUGUAAUAGAAGCCAAACUCAUAGUGUAGGCUCCCAGUAGUAUAGAUCCAUCCAGUAGUAUAGAUCCAAGUCUUCAAAGAAAACUUAGCCAUGCAAAACUGUGAUAAUACCUUUCAGUGUUGUUUAGAGUAGUACUCAACGGCCAACUAGCAGUUAUAUAUGUAUACUAAUAUUUAGAGUAUGCUUUCGAGUUUGUGUCGUGAUCUGUUUAUAGACUUUGUGAAUCCUCCUAUUCUUAUGCAGUACGCAGUUAUAGUGGAGUACACAAAAGAAAAGUAGAGGAAAAACAAGGAGUGUGGUAUGUGUGGCAAAUCAGAAGUCUCAUAAAAAGUGCAUAUUUUAGAAACUUAUUUUCACCAACUGCUUGCAGAGGAUAUGUAGAUUAAAAACAACAACAACAACAACAACAAAAACAAAACAAAUGUUUUUCCAUUUGAAAUCCUGUGCUUGGGGACCACACUCCUUUUUUUUAAUGUUUUGCACCUGUUUGUCUGUUCAUCUUCAUGAAACAGGGUCUCAGGUAUUACUCCAUUCCAUCAACCUUAUUAGAUGUUCGAUGCUUGUGGAAACUUGAUGUGAUUCGCAUAUAACUAGGGCUGCACGAAAAAUCAUAUUUUAAUUGAGGUUGCGAUUUCUGCUUCUCUCGAUUUAAGCUUUAUCGCCUGUGAUAUUUCCCCCGCUGGUUAUUAUCCUGAAAACCUUUCAAUUUAAUUUAGCAUUUGCAUUAUCUUGCAUUAGUUUAAAUGCUCCAGUCAGAGUAUUUUUUCAUAAAUCAGUACAUAGUUUACUUAAUCUUUCCAACCAUGUGUACAUGCGCUCUCUACAUUACGGAAAAAAGUACAGAUGAGCUGAAAACACUGAACAUUUAGGUUGGAGUUUAGAGAUCUCUACUGAGAUAAUCUGCUCAAAUAAACGUGCAAUACAACCAGUCUGGUUUCCUUCAAGCAGCCGAAAGUGUGAGUUGACUUUCUCUUGAUAUGUGUUUAUGUGAAAGUGUAAUUUUCUGGUGAAAUGAAAAUGUUUAUAUUUUGAGCAAAGAAACCAUUAUCGUGCAGCCCUACAUUUAACCAAUUCUCUAUAAGAUUUGUUAAAAUGCACACUUUCAGAAUAUUAUGCCAUAAUGACAAUUUGAAUCCUUAUAUAUCGUAUAAUUAGUGUUCCAUUUCUAGCUACUGGACUGUAAAUAUGGUUACAGAUGAAAUGCUUUCGGAGUAUUGCUUUAGGCAGUUAUUAUUAUUAUUAUUAUUUCUGGUUAAUUGUGCUGAUCAGUCAAAGCACUACAAAAAGCACUUUGAUUAAACAUUACAUAAAAAAUAAUUGGUUGUUCACCACCACAAUGAAAAAAAGCCAUAAUAAUAAUAAUAAUAAUAAUAAUAAUAAUAAAACUACUUUUUUUGUUAGUUCAACAUGAAUACUUAAAUGAUUAGUACUAUGAAAAUGAUUUAUUAUGUGAAAAGAGCCACACUACCCACGCAAUGCAAGUAAUAACACUGAGACUUUGCCUGGGAGUAAUGUGUUUCAAAAGCCAUGUAAUAUGCAGAUAUUACACUAAUCACCUUGAAUAUAAAGCAUUUAUAAAACAGAAAAAGAAAAAAGUUAUUUCUUAGUAUAUUAGUGUCACAAAAGAGAUGUUUUUUUCUGAUACAUGUUUAAUCUAUGUAGUAUAUGUGUGUAUGUGUGUGAAUGUGUGGAAUAACAUGCAGCACUUAAUGUUUAGAUUUAUACUUAUCCAACCAUCCAGACAUGGUCAAAUGCAGCCUGGCAGUUUUAGGUUUUCAUAGGGCUUGGUUCCUAUACAUUGCAAUUGCAUCGUUUCAUCUGUAUACACAAGAGCUGAUUUGUACUCAAAUAGAAGCUCUGGGUUACGUAGCACAACAAAUAGUAUACAAAGCACACGAAUAGUAGACGGCUGCUGCGAUCGUUGUAAUAUUUGAGGUUCUGGAUGGAGAUUCUGUUAGUUCUUGUGUUGCUGUACAUCUGUCCGAGGGCCAUUGUUACAAGCCCUUCACUUAACAAAAAUUCUGUGGGAAAAAAAAAAAAAAAUAGGUAACAGUCUUGCAUGUGCUGUUUGUGUUGCUGUGGAUUAUUUGUCCAUGUAUGCUUCCCUUUCACGCUCCUUUUUCCAGAAUGUGUCCCUCACUUAGCAGCUGCAGCUGAGUUUACCACCUCUCCCUACCUACAGGGCAGCACUGGGCAGUAGGCAACCAAAGAAGGAGAACUUCUCAAAGGGUUCUAAAAAAAAAAGCUUAAAAAAGAACAUAUAUUCUAAAAGAAAAGACACAUAUAUAUACACAAAUAGCCUAUAUGAAGAAAUUAAAUAUAUUAUUCUGUGUAUUUAGGAGACUGAGAUACUGCCACUCAUCCUUCAUUAAGUGGUCAUUAUUGAUGUGUGUCAAUAUGUUAUAUGACAUCUUCAGGUAACCUUUGGCCUUAUAGAUGUCCUUUGGUAGUAAACUAUUAUGUGUAUUUCAGAAUAAUGAUACAGAGUAGCUUCUAUCAGUCAUUAUGUGGUCAGUCUAUAUUGUAAUGUAUGUCGUGUCAUUUGGCACUUUACUGUGGACCUAUCGGAGCAUAGGUAAAAUUUCUUAUUACUUGGGUAAUGUCAUAUAUUUCUGUGUGUUUUACAUGAGGGAAAUCUGCCUAUGGAUACAGAUAUGUACCUCCAAUGGAUCAUGGCAUCAUUUGAGUUGAAUUGUAGAGUAUAAAUAUGAAAAAUAUCUAGAUUUUAAAUCCUGUGCCGGGAAAAAAAGCAAAAUGUAUAAAAAGAGGAAAAUAAACCUAUGUAAAGGCAUAAUUUAUUUUAAAUGUCAUUAAUCCUUGAGGCCCUACCUCAGAUUUUGUAUUUAUGUAUAGAAAUGCAAUUUGAAUCAUAGUAUCUUUGCCAAUAAUACAAUAAAAGACCAUAUUUAUCAUAAAAUGUAUAACCACUUAAUCAAUAAAUAAAUGUUAAUGUUUUCAACUCCA